Messenger RNA from Nelumbo nucifera (sacred lotus), 1475 nucleotides. RefSeq names its product ras-related protein RIC1. Gene Ontology annotation, molecular function: GTPase activity; GTP binding. Lineage: Eukaryota; Viridiplantae; Streptophyta; Magnoliopsida; Proteales; Nelumbonaceae. The record is from RefSeq and is a predicted model, not a curated record.
CCACAAACGCACUACGCACAUCUCAGCGUGCAUUGGAAAUAUCUUACAAAUUUGUCAGUGAGUGAUGAUACCAAUACACGGUUGGGAUAUGCUGUGGGGCGUAGAUGUGAAUUCAGAUAACGGAGAAUAAAAAUGCUGACAAACGAAAUUUUCGUGUUCUAGUGACGAAGCAUUCACUUUCAACAAGACCUCUUUUCCUCUAAUCCUCAUUCCUCUCCCAAUAUGGUUUAUAUGUAGCUCUCUGGAUCCCUUCGUCCUGGUUCCGUUCUCCAAUAUCGUAGAUUUUUAUUCUGUUUUUCUACCAACGAAAACUAGGGCUACGGAGGCUCGAUCGAUCAGUUGAAGUUCAGUUAUAUCUGUUAUCUUUCACAAAUUUCAGCCAUGAAUCCCGAAUAUGACUAUCUUUUCAAGCUUCUGCUUAUUGGAGAUUCUGGUGUUGGCAAGUCAUGCCUUCUAUUGCAGUUUGCGGAUGAUUCGUAUGUAGAUAGUUAUAUCAGUACCAUUGGCGUUGAUUUUAAAAUACGCACAGUGGAGCAGGAUGGAAAGACUAUAAAACUCCAGAUUUGGGAUACAGCUGGCCAAGAGCGUUUCCGAACAAUUACAAGCAGCUAUUACCGUGGUGCACAUGGCAUAAUUAUUGUCUAUGAUGUUACCGACCAAGAAAGCUUCAACAAUGUUAAGCAGUGGUUGAAUGAGAUUGAUCAAUAUGCCAGCGAAAAUGUGAACAAACUUUUAGUUGGAAACAAAUGUGAUUUGACUGCUAAAAAAGUGGUUUCCUAUGAAACUGCCAAGGCAUUUGCAGAUGAGAUCGGCAUCCCAUUCCUGGAAACAAGUGCCAAAAAUGCCACGAAUGUUGAACAAGCAUUUAUGACCAUGGCUGCAGAGAUAAAGAACCGGAUGGCAAGUCAACCAGCAAUGAAUGCCAACAGACCUGCUGCUACAGUACAAAUGCGAGGGCAGCCAGUCGCUCAGAAGAGCAACUGUUGCUCAUCUUGAUUUAGCUUUCCUUCUCUGGAGCGGAUCUGGCAAUGUGCUUCUGACGCAAAAGGUAUAAGAAGUUGCAAGCCCGCAGAUCACCAUAUCCAGUGACCAGUGCCUAGUGAACCACUCAUCCUGAUAUGUGUAUAGAAGAAAAGGCCAACGACAUGUGUUCGUGGAAUGAAUGAAGUGUUGGGGGCAUGCCCCUUGUAUUCCUCGUCUUUUCUUUUUGUACCUUGUACGUUUGGAUUCAAAGUUUCAUUUCUGGAAUUUGUGUGCAGAAUUGGAUGGAUAUAGCAGAAGUUCGUUGCCCCAAUAUAGGCUGUAGCAAUCUGGUUGCUUUGUAGGCCAUAUCAUAUGGUUCUGUCAAGUGGUCUUUUAUGUGCUAUAUUUUUCUGACAUUUAUAAUUUACCAAGAGAUGUGAAGAUUGGUAAACUGGUGUAACGUAUGAUCAUUAUACUAGCCACUUUGAAGAGCCUCAAGUGUUCCUCUUCCA